AUGUUUGGAAGAGGGAAAUCGUGCAAAAUUAUUUUAAAAAACAACCACCUCAGGAAUUUACUUUUAUCAAGAAAGCUGAGUAGUGUGAAAGGUCAGAUUCCAAGAAGAUCGUUUCUUUACAUCCCAGGAAACGAGGAACGAAAAGUAUCAAAAGCGACUGGUUUGAACUCUGAUUGUGUGGUGUUGGACUGUGAGGAUGGAGUAGCGUCCAACAAGAAGGAAGAAGCAAGGAAUACUAUCCACAACAUACUUGGUCAACUGAAAUUUGGUUCCAGCGAAGUGUGUGUUCGUAUUAAUUCCAUUGAGACUGGUUUAGCAGAAGAUGAUUUGAAAGCAGCUUUGACAGCAAAGGAACUGCCUGACUCUAUUGUGGUACCCAAAGUAGAGACUGUAGAGCAUUUAGAUUGGUUAAGUGAUAAAGUGUCCUCCAUAAUGAAGCCAAGCGCAGACAAAAAGCUGGGGCUUAUCACCCAAGUUGAAAGUGCUCUUAGUCUCCUUAAUCUCCGUGCUGUCUGUGAACAUGGCACAUCAACUGACAGACCAUUCAGAUUUGAGGCUUUAGUAUUUGGAUCAGAUGACUUUCUUGUCAGUAUAGGAGCUACUCGCACAAAAGAUGCAAAGGAAUUGAUUCAUGCUCGUCAGAGUGUAGUUGUUCAUGCAAAGGCUUUUGGUCUACAAGCCAUUGAUAUGGUUUAUAUUAAUUUCAAAGACCCUGAGGGUUUACAGGCACAAGCAGAGGAAGGUGCUAGGUUUGGUUACACUGGUGAGUCUGUUUUUUGUCCUCAUUUUUCUCUUUUGUUUCUGUCAGGACAAUUGGUCUCUACUUUGAAUUUGUCAUGAUAAAUAUAACUGCUCAAGUUUGAUGAAUCUAACUGUUUUGAUUAUUUAACCCUUUAACCCCUAAGAGUGAUAGGCAUCUAAUUUCUUCCAACAGUGUCACCCCUAAACCAAACAUUAGACUUAUGAGAAUAAAGGAAAUGGUCACAAACUUAAAAAACUCUUGAUUGUUAGACAAAUUCUCAUUGUAAGCACCAAAGGAAAUGGGGAGAGAUCAGUAUGGAGAACUUGCAUACUGAUGUAAGGGUG
This is a messenger RNA of Pocillopora damicornis (cauliflower coral), 1086 nucleotides long. Its product is annotated as citramalyl-CoA lyase, mitochondrial. Gene Ontology annotation, biological process: regulation of cobalamin catabolic process. Gene Ontology annotation, molecular function: (S)-citramalyl-CoA lyase activity. The record is from RefSeq and is a predicted model, not a curated record. NCBI's taxonomy places the organism in Eukaryota, Metazoa, Cnidaria, Anthozoa, Scleractinia, Pocilloporidae.